AUGUGUGGUAUUUUUGCUUGUUACAACAAACAACAUGUUGAAGAAUAUAAACCAAGGGCUUUGCAAUUAGCCAAAAGAAUUAGACACAGAGGUCCAGAUUGGAGUGGUAACUUUGUUAAAAAAAAUACUAUUUUGGUCCAUGAAAGAUUGGCUAUUGUUGGUUUAGAUACCGGUGCUCAACCAAUUACUAACAAAGAUGAAACUUUAUCUUUAACUGUCAACGGUGAAAUCUACAAUCAUAUUCAAUUGAGGGAAAAGUUUGCUGAUUACCCAUUCAAGACAGCUUCUGACUGUGAACCUAUUAUUCCAUUGUACGAAAAAUAUGAUAUCGAUGCACCAAAAUACUUGGAUGGUAUGUUUGCUUGGGUUCUUUAUGAUAGUGUUAAAGAUCGUAUUGUUGCUGCUAGAGAUCCUAUUGGUGUCAACACACUAUACAUGGGUAGAUCUAGUGCUAGUCCUAAGACUGUUUAUUUCGCUAGUGAAUUGAAAUGUUUAGUUGAUGAUUGUGACAAUAUUAUAUCAUUUCCUCCGGGCCAUGUUUAUGAUUCAGCUACCGAUAAGACCACUCGUUACUUUUCUCCAGAUUGGAUAGAUGAAAAUAGAAUUCCACAUAACCCAGUUGACUACAAGUUGAUUAGGACAACAUUGGAAAAGGCUGUUCGUAAGAGAUUAAUGGCAGAAGUUCCAUAUGGUGUUUUAUUAAGUGGUGGUUUAGAUAGCUCUUUAAUUGCUUCUAUUGCUGCCAGAGAAACUGCCAAUGCUGACACCAAUCCAGAUGAUGAAAUUGUUGGUGGUAAGAGAUUAGCAGGUGUGGAUGAUCAAGGUCACUUACACACUUCUGGUUUUGCCAAGUUGCAUUCUUUUGCUAUUGGUUUGCCAAAUGCUCCAGAUUUGAAAGCUGCUCGUAAAGUUGCUAAGUUUAUUAAUUCCAUUCACCACGAACAUACAUUUUCUGUACAGGAAGGUUUAGAUGCUUUAGACGAUGUUAUUUAUCAUUUAGAAACUUAUGAUGUGACUACCAUCAGAGCCUCUACUCCAAUGUUUUUGUUGAGUAGAAAGAUUAAGGCUCAAGGUGUCAAGAUGGUUUUAAGUGGUGAAGGUAGUGAUGAAAUAUUUGGGGGCUAUCUAUAUUUUGCUCAAGCUCCAAAUGCUGCUGAAUUUCACACUGAAAGUGUCAAGAGAGUUAAAAACUUGCACUUGAGUGAUUGUUUAAGAGCCAAUAAAUCCACCUUGGCUUGGGGUUUGGAAGCACGUGUUCCAUUUUUGGAUAAGGAAUUUUUACAAGUUUGUAUGAACAUUGAUCCAAAGGAAAAAAUGAUUACCAAGGAUAGAAUUGAGAAAUACAUUUUGAGAAAGGCAUUUGACACCACAGAUGAACCUGAUGUUAAACCAUAUUUACCGGAAGAAAUCUUAUGGAGACAGAAGGAACAAUUUAGUGAUGGUGUUGGUUAUUCUUGGAUUGAUGCUUUGAAGGAUUAUGCUGAAAAGGCUAUUUCUGACGAGCAAUUAGCUAAUCCAAAACCUGAAUGGGGCAAUGACAUUCCAACAACUAAAGAAGCUUACUGGUACAGAUUGAAAUUUGAUGCUAUUUACCCACAAAAGGCUGCUGCUGCUACAGUUAUGAGAUGGAUUCCAAAGGCUGACUGGGGUUGUCAUGCUGAUCCAUCUGGUAGAUAUGCUAAGAUUCAUGCUAAACAUAUUGACAAUUAA
Molecule: messenger RNA, 1710 nt
Organism: Saccharomycodes ludwigii
Lineage: Eukaryota; Fungi; Ascomycota; Saccharomycetes; Saccharomycodales; Saccharomycodaceae
Product: asparagine synthetase B
Exons: 1
Coding region: 1-1710 (569 amino acids)
Cellular component (GO): cytosol
Molecular function (GO): asparagine synthase (glutamine-hydrolyzing) activity
Source: RefSeq, a predicted model, not a curated record